Austrofundulus limnaeus is the source of this 3176-nucleotide messenger RNA. It is a transcript of the gene pdlim5a, whose product is annotated as PDZ and LIM domain 5a. Lineage: Eukaryota; Metazoa; Chordata; Actinopteri; Cyprinodontiformes; Rivulidae. Gene Ontology annotation, biological process: actin cytoskeleton organization; heart development; muscle structure development. The transcript is spliced from 15 exons. Gene Ontology annotation, cellular component: adherens junction; filamentous actin; stress fiber. The record is from RefSeq and is a predicted model, not a curated record. Gene Ontology annotation, molecular function: muscle alpha-actinin binding; actin binding. The coding region runs from base 152 to 1897 and encodes 581 amino acids.
GUCUGGCACCGUGGGUUUGCUGGGAAAGGGAUAGUUCAGGGAAAACUGGGGGACGCGCUGACCUGCCUGUAAAGCCUUUUCUUUUUACAUCCUUUCUGGAAUUUCAAUCAAAGAGCAUCGAUCAACAUCCAACAACGUUAUCAGAGAGACCAUGAGCAGCAACUACAGUGUCACUCUGUUAAGCCCCGCCCCCUGGGGCUUCAGGCUACAAGGAGGGAAGGACUUCAACAUGCCUCUCACCAUCUCCAGGCUGACAGAUGGUGGGAAAGCAGCUAAAGGUGGGAUUGCUGUGGGAGACAUGGUUCUCUCCAUUGAUGGCAUUUCAACAGAGGGCAUGAACCACCUGGAGGCUCAGAACAAAAUCAAGAACUGUGCCGGCAACCUCAGCCUCACUCUGCAGAAGACCUCCAGUGUUUGUAAACCCCCUCCUGUGGCCCCAAAGGGCGACAGAGCAGACAUCAUUAAACCAGUAGCCAUCACCCAUCCAUCUCCUCCACAUCACCCCCAGCCUCAUUGCUCUGUCCCCUACAACAAGGUCCCCAGACCUUAUGGGGGCUGUCCGUCACAGAGUGACUGCCCUCCCCCACCUUUCACCACCGUCAUCCCUUCCCCAUCCUCGGCCUUCACUCCCGCCUCCUCCCAUGGUCCUCUUCCUCCUCCUCGGCCCCCAUCCCCACCUCCGUUCUCUUACCCGUCCUCUGCCUCCUCCUCCUCCUCCCCAACGGUCCUGGUUCCACCCCAGCCGUCAGUGUAUAACACGCCGAUCCACCUGUACUCUGCUGAGAAUGCAUGUGAGGUGGCCAUGGGGCAGAUGCGGGGCCUGUUGGAGAGUCAGGGUGGAAUCGUACCGCUUCAGUUUAACGGUGGACCUCAAAAUGUAUUUAAAAAACCUCUGCAGCAACCACCAAGAGCUCCCAGAAAACAUGUUGUGGACACAGACAUCCAUUUUUAUCACGUGCCCACUCACGCCGAUGCCAGCAGAAAGCGCAUAAUGGAGGACACAGAGGACUGGCGUCCACGCACCGGCACCACCCAGUCCAGGUCCUUCAAGAUUCUGGCUCAGAUCACCGGCACCGAGAACGUUCAAAAUGAGGAAGCUGACUCAGCCAAGAAGACAAAUGAGGGUGCUGAGGAGCCUGGACUCAGCUCCCAUGAGUCUGCAGUUGUCAAGACUAUGAUCAAAGGAGCUGCUCCGAAAUACGGCCAAGGUUUGAUCACCCCUUCUUUUGGAAUGAAGGGUAACACCAGUUCUGUCUCGAGGAGUCCUGUACCACCCCGACCUGUGCCUCAGGCUCACCCUAAGGAUGAGGACACGCUGGUCCAGAUGGCAGAACAUUUUCCUGCUGGGAUGCGAACUCCCAUGUGUGCCCACUGCAACAUGGUCAUCAGAGGACCAUUUUUGGUUGCAAUGGGGAAAUCGUGGCACAAAGAGGAAUUUAACUGCGCCCACUGCCGCAGUUCCCUGGCCGAUGUAGGCUUUGUGGAAGAAAAGGGAUGUGUGUACUGUGAACACUGCUAUGAAGAGUUCUUUGCUCCGACUUGCAGCCGCUGCCGGGCCAAGAUACUGGGGGAAGUGAUAAAUGCCCUCAAACAAACAUGGCAUGUCUACUGCUUCCUGUGUGCUGCCUGUCAGCAGCCAAUCAGAAACAACACUUUCCACCUGGAGGAUGGAGAGCCUUACUGYGAGCAAGACUUUUACAGUUUGUUUGGGACUGGUUGCCAUGGCUGUGAGUUUCCCAUCGAGGCUGGGGAUAAAUUCUUAGAGGCACUUGGUUACACCUGGCAUGACACCUGCUUUGUUUGUGCUGUGUGCUGUGCCACUCUAGAGGGCCAGACCUUCUUUUCGAGGAAGGAUAAACCUCUUUGCAAGAAGCACGCUCACUCAGUGAAGAUAUGAACCUCAGACCUUUUGCUGUUGGAGAAUUCCCCGGCUGAAAGCAGAAUAGAUGUGAGGAUACUUACCCUGCAUGGUGGUGGGUUCCUGUAUUAGAGGUUGCCAAUGGAUGURCUGAGUUUUGACCAGUUUCUGCCAAGAAAAACAUCCUCUACUUAUAGAAUUCAAUGGCAUCAAAUAAUACUUGGGUUAUGUAAAAAUGUAAAUUCAUACACAUAUUGGGUACCUUGUACAAGAAGAAUAUUAGUAAACUAGACUCGUGCAAACAUUAACAUGCYAGUUUUAUUAUCUGUUAAACUAUAUUCAGAUUCAACAACCAGAUCAGCUGUAGUUCCAGAAACACAAUUUUUUAAUUGUGUUGCUUCGUCUUUUGGUAAUCAUAUAGCUAUAAUAUGUCACAAACUUAGAAAAUAUGAUGUUAGUGAAAAACAGAAUUUUAUUGUUUUGUAUUGUUAUUACAUUGAUGGGGUGAGUUUUUUUAUGUUUUCCUUUUAUCAUACUGUCUUAAAUGUAUUUUUUUUAUCAUAAACACAUUUCAUGUACAUUUGUGUCACCACAAAAAAGGAAUUUACUCAUGUAAAUGAAUUACAAUAUUAAAAAAAACGUAUUUUAUAAGGAAAGAGAUAUUGACUUCGGAUGAUUGAAAUCACCCUAAAAUGACGAUAUGAUACGUAUAAAUGAGUGUUUAUUUAUUUUUCUGUACUGCAUAUUUUUGAUAAGUUCUGAAUUCUGUACCAAGCAGUUUUAAAUUUGUUUUUAUUUAUUUCAUAUAAAACAAGAGAAUCUGAGAAAGCUGUUUGUUGCUUCAUGAUGUAUGCAUUGUAGCAGCAAUGGCCUGCAAUGGUUUUACUAUGUUGGUUUGCUAUGUUCAAAAACUGCUGAUAAACUGAAUGGAAUUGUUUUAUUACAUUUGAGUAUCCACAAAUCAUCUAUAUAAAUAUUUUUACUUUACAUUAAUGCUGCCUAAUGCAAAAGUUUUUCUUUUGUGGGGUGGUAGUGAAAGGUGUGUGGAGCAGCAAACUUAAACAUGAAAAAAGGGAAAAAAAGUUUAACUUCGUAUUUGCAAAUACUAAAAAUAAUCUGAGUUGUUCAAUAAAUUGCAUGCUUAACUAACUAUAACUACAAGAAAAGUCUUGYAUUUUUCUAUCUUCUUUCAGUUUUGGUUUUCUUUGAUAUUGUUUUAAAAUAAUAAACUUCCUGCCAAGGUGAAAUAAGGAAAAUAUGGRUGAUGAACUGUACUAGAUAUUGGAAAAAAAUAAAAUAUGAAUCUACUGUGAAAAAA